CGGCCGCCACUUUCCCCUCUUCCCCACGCCGCAAGCCGCAAGUCUUUGCCGCGCAACCACCACAAGAACUCGCCGCGCCAUCGCCUCACAGACUAGCUGCUGCUCGAUUGUCGAUCGGGUAGGCGGCAGCAGGAGAGAGCUGGAUCUGAGCCGGGAAGGGGAGUAGAAGAGAGAGGGGCGCUGGCGAUGCUGCAGCUGCUGAUGGCGAUGGCCUUCUCGGCGGCGCCGCUCACGCUCUACGUGCCGCCGGUGCGGAGCCUCAGCCUCUUCGUCGAGACCAUGGAGACGCUCUGCCGGGAGUGCGCGCCAUACUCCCACGGCGCCGUCGCCCGCCUCCGCCUCGGCCUCUCCCGCAUCUUCGCCGGCCUCGCCCGCGCCCUGCGCUAAGCGCUGCCACACCCAGAUCGGCUGUGCUCGUCCUGGAUCUUUUGCGUAGAGUACUUUCCUUUGCCUACGUAGUUAGUUUUCUCUUCAUUUCAUGGGUGGAUUGGAUGUUGUACAACGUAGACAAGAGUGGGGCAAUAAGCUGACCAAAAGGAGACUUUUUGUGAGAGAUCGUGAGAAAUCUAGUUUGCGGAUCAUCAGAUCUAGUCCAAGAGAAUUUGCUGCUCCGUGUACAGACAGAAUCGUGUACAGUACAGUACUAGUUGGGGAAGAAGUUUGUGUUCUUGAGAUGUUCUUCAGUUCAGAACUUGGGGUGAAAAUGUAAUGGAAGACUUCUUUUUUUUUUUUUUGAACUGUAAUGGAAGACUUCUUCAUUUGUGAGAAAGGUAAUGGAAGACUUUUGACCCCUUCA
This is a messenger RNA of Lolium rigidum, 796 nucleotides long. RefSeq lists its product as uncharacterized. The coding region runs from base 187 to 387 and encodes 66 amino acids. The transcript has a single exon. Lineage: Eukaryota; Viridiplantae; Streptophyta; Magnoliopsida; Poales; Poaceae. The record is from RefSeq and is a predicted model, not a curated record.